This is a messenger RNA of Epithele typhae, 390 nucleotides long. Its product is annotated as mitochondrial large subunit ribosomal protein-domain-containing protein. The record is from RefSeq and is a predicted model, not a curated record. The coding region runs from base 1 to 390 and encodes 129 amino acids. Gene Ontology annotation, cellular component: mitochondrial large ribosomal subunit; ribosome. NCBI's taxonomy places the organism in Eukaryota, Fungi, Basidiomycota, Agaricomycetes, Polyporales, Epitheliaceae. The transcript has 2 exons. Gene Ontology annotation, molecular function: structural constituent of ribosome. Gene Ontology annotation, biological process: translation.
AUGUUCCGCGCCCUUGCCCGCCCUCUCCGCGCCCAGACCUUUGCCCGCCAAGUUCGCUUCAACUCCACCCAACUCGCCCCCGCCACUGUAUCCGACCCCGCCCCCACCGCGUCCCCGAAGAACCCGUACUUUGUCCGCCGAAACACCCACGGCGCAGUCCCCGUGUACACCGACAUCCGCAACGGCGGGACGCGUUACCUGGUCCUCAUCAGCCACGUCGAGGGUAACAGAUCGGCGCUCGCCGACGACAUCGCGGAAUCCCUAUUCCCGGCAGAGUCAGAAGAGGCACAUAAGCUCAAGGUCCACCUGCACGGCAACCACCAGGUCAUCGUCAAGGGCGGUCGCUGGAAGCGGGAGGUGACCCGCUGGCUCGUCGAGCGCGGUUUCUGA